Molecule: messenger RNA, 3009 nt
Organism: Prorocentrum cordatum
Lineage: Eukaryota; Dinophyceae; Prorocentrales; Prorocentraceae
Source: the annotation of a GenBank genome assembly
CGACAGAGCGACGGCAGCCACAUGGAGCGGUCGGAGAUCGCGAAGAAGGUGAAGAACCUCUUGGGCAAGAGGGCGCGGGUUCGGAGCGUCGUGAAGAGCAAGGAGGCGCUUUCCGUGGGGGCGGCGCAGGCGAAGCUGGUCAAGCGCGUCUGCAGGGAAGUGGCGCGCAAGAAGGGCGCGGGAUUUGCUCUGCUGUUGGUCAUGGGGUUGACUGGCGCAGUGCAAGCCCGGAGGGCUUUGGUGAAGUUGCUCCUCACGGUUGCUGCGGCGUACUCGGUUGUGGUUCGCCUCCACAGGGGCUCCCAGGACAGCGAGGUGAUCGCAACCUUUCGAAAGGUGCUCCGCAAGGCGCACCCGGACAAGGGCGGGGCAGACGAGCACGCGAAGCAGCUGAACGCCGCGAAGGAGCGUUGGGACCAGGCCAAGAAACCGAGGGGCCGCCCGAAACGCGCAGAGCAGCCCGAGGCGCCUGCAGGGGCGGCCGCUGCUGACGGCGCGCCUGGCGAAACCUUCCAGGAUCUGAUCGUCCGGGAGGUCUCCAAGAAAGCCUACCGCAUCCAGUCCGCGGGCGUGCUGCUCACGUACUUCGGGGUGCAGGGCCUGCCGCAGUGGCGGCAGUUUCUGGCGCACGUGCGCUCGAAGCAGAAGGCACGGGACAAGCAGGCAGCGGAGAUCGAGGCAAGGACCGAGAGGCUCCGCGGGAACAAGGACCUCUUCCCGGGCUUCCCCACGGUGCCCGACGCUGUGGCGUGGCUAGAGCAGUUCAAGGCCCGUUGCGGCGCGCAAGCCAGACAGUACCACUGCCGCCCGCCCUCUGCCGGCAGCUGCGGCGCCUUCCGGGGCGUCUUCGGCGCGACCGUGGAAGGGGCGGGGGCAAGGGCGCUGUCCAGAGUUUGCGCUGGCGCGCCCACAGGCCACCCAGAGCGACAGAGCGACGGCAGCCACAUGGAGCGGUCGGAGAUCGCGAAGAAGGUGAAGAACCUCUUGGGCAAGAGGCCACGACCACGACACGUGGCGAACACGCACCGCCGGGCCACGGCGCGCCGCGGGCCCCUCAAGUACGAUUACAAAAAGUGCGGCAAGAAGCCGGACAAGGUGACAAAGGAGGUGGAGCGUUUCUUGGUGAAGAAGUUGAAGGAGUUGCGAUGCCGCACCGCAUGCACGUCGACUACGUUGCAAUUGCUUUUGGUUUCCGAAAUGAAAGUCAAGGUUACGGUGCGCUACGCGCGCAAGGUCCUCUCGAAGAAAGGCUUUCGCUGCUUACCCAAGAGGCAGAAGCGGUUAUACUCCAAGGAUCAGAGGAAAGCCCGCCUGACGUUUGCGAAGAAGGUCCUGAGGAUGACUUCGGCGGAGCUGAACACGGCUUUGGCAUGCGCCAUGGGCGGCGUCAUCCUCGAUGCCCCCGAAGGAUUUGCUCUGCUGUUGGUCAUGGGGUUGACUGGCGCAGUGCAAGCCCGGAGGGCUUUGGUGAAGUUGCUCCUCACGGUUGCUGCGGCGUACUCGGUUGUGGUUCGCCUCCACAGGGACUCCCAGGACAGCGAGGUGAUCGCAGCCUUUCGAAAGGUGCUCCGCAAGGCGCACCCGGACAAGGGCGGGGCAGACGAGCACGCGAAGCAGCUGAACGCCGCGAAGGAGCGUUGGGACCAGGCCAAGAAACCGAGGGGCCGCCCGAAACGCGCAGAGCAGCCCGAGGCGCCUGCAGGGGCGGCCGCUGCUGACGGCGCGCCUGGCGAAACCUUCCAGGAUCUGAUCGCCCGGGAGGUCUCCAAGAAAGCCUACCGCAUCCAGUCCGCGGGCGUGCUGCUCACGUACUUCGGGGUGCAGGGCCUGCCGCAGUGGCGGCAGUUUCUGGCGCACGUGCGCUCGAAGCAGAAGGCUUGGAAGGUGCGGUACUGGUGCGCGACGCUGGAGCGGACGAAGACGGGGCGUCUGCACGUCCACCUCAUGCUGCAGUUCACGCAACCUGUGGACAGCUUCCCAGGCUCAAGCCUUCCUGCCGCGCGGGCCACUGCGCGCGCGGGAGACGCGCCCCAGAUGCCAGUCGUCAGCGAGAUGCGGCAUCCCAAGGGCUUCAGCUUCCAGCAGGAGCGCAGGAUCGUACUUCUCCGCGAGGCCACCCAGAGCGACGGCAGCCACAUGGAGUGGUCGGAGAUCGCGAAGAAGGUGAAGAACCUCUUGGGCAAGAGGCCACGACCACGACACGUGGCGAACACGUGCCGCCGGGCCACGGCGCGCCGCGGGCCCCUCAAGUACGAUUACAAAAAGUGCGGCAAGAAGCCGGACAAGGUGACAAAGGAGGUGGAGCGUUUCUUGGUGAAGAAGCUGAAGGAGUUGCGAUGCCGCACCGCAUGCACGUCGACUACGUUGCAAUUGCUUUUGGCUUCCGAAAUGAAAGUCAAGGUUACGGUGCGCUACGUGCGCAAGGUCCUCUCGAAGAAAGGCUUUCGCUGGUUACCCAAGAGGCAGAAGCGGUUAUACUCCAAGGAUCAGAGGAAAGCCCGCCUGACGUUUGCGAAGAAGGUCCUGAGGAUGACUUCGGCGGAGCUGAACACGGCUUUGGCAUGCGCCAUGGACGGCGUCAUCCUUGCGAUGCCCCCGAAGGACGAGACCGAGCGGAUGAACUUCAGCAGGCACGGGGAAGAGUACAUGUGGCGAAAGAACACGGAGGCAUUCACCCCGAAGCUCUCUGGCGACGACGAGUACGGUGGCCAGGCCCCACUGGCUCGGGCAGUGCCCAUGUGGGCCGGCUGCGCCGCGGGCGGGCUAUCCAUUGUCGCGUUCCACCCCACGAAGAAGCUCUGCGGCGAGGACUGGGCGAAGAUCGUGAACCGGGGCGACCUCGUGAAGGCCGUGAAGUCGGUGAACCCGAAGAGGAAGAAGGGCCCGUGGUCCGUCCUCUGCGACAGCGAGUCUUUCUUGCGGGCGAAGGUCAGCAACGCCGCGGUGAAGGCGGCCGGGAUGGUGUUCUUGUCGAUGCUGCAGAUGUUGGGGUCGGAGUCGAAUGAAUAG